Messenger RNA from Odocoileus virginianus texanus, 5547 nucleotides. It is a transcript of the gene LAMA3, whose product is annotated as laminin subunit alpha 3. The record is from RefSeq and is a predicted model, not a curated record. Lineage: Eukaryota; Metazoa; Chordata; Mammalia; Artiodactyla; Cervidae. Gene Ontology annotation, molecular function: signaling receptor binding. Gene Ontology annotation, biological process: regulation of cell adhesion; tissue development; regulation of embryonic development.
GUGCAGCCAGCAGGACUCCCAGGGACCAUGAUGCCCCCGGCAGUGAGGUGGUCUGCCCGGAGCGCGGGAUGGCUGUGGAUCUUUGGGGCAGCCCUGGGGCAGUGUCUGGGGUACAGUUCACAGCAGCAAAGGGUAAUGCUUCCUCCAUCUCCGGGUCAAAACCAACUGCAAGCAAGUUAUGUGGAGCUUAAGCCCAGGCAGGGUUGCAGCCCUGGAUACUAUCGUGAGAACAAAGGCUUAUACACUGGACGGUGUGUUCCCUGCAACUGUAACGGGCAUUCCAAUCGCUGCCAGGAUGGCUCGGGAGUAUGCAUUAACUGCCAGCAUAACACUGCAGGGGAACACUGUGAGCGCUGUAAAGAGGGUUACUAUUGGAACACCAUCCAUGGCUCCUGUAGCGUCUGCCCAUGUCCUCAUUCAGACAGUUUUGCCACCGGUUGUGUUGUGACUGGGGAAAACGUCAAGUGCUCCUGCAAGCCUGGAUACACCGGAGCGCGCUGUGAAAGGUGUGCUCCUGGAUAUUUUGGAAAUCCCCAGAAAUUUGGAGGCAGCUGCCGGCCAUGCAAUUGUAACAGCAACGGCCAGUUGGGCAUUUGUGACCCCCUGAACGGAGACUGCAUAAACCAGGAACCCAAAGAUGGUGGUCCUGGAGAAGAAUGCGACGAUUGUGACAGCUGUGUGAUGACGCUCUUGAACGAUCUGGCCACCAUGGAUGAUGAGCUGCGCCUGGUCAAGUCUCAGCUGCAGGGCCUGAGUGUCAGUGCAGGGACCCUGGAGCAGAUAAGGCACUUGGAGACCCAGACCAAGGACUUGAGGAACCAGCUGUUUAGCUACCGUCCCACCAUUUCAAAUCAUAAAUCAAAAAUGGAUGGUCUGGAAAAAGAACUGAAUAACUUGAAUCAAGAAUUUGAAACUUUGCAAGAAAAGGUUCAAAUAAAUUCCAGAAAAGCACAAACAUUCUAUAACGACAUUGAUCGGACAACCCAAAGUGCAAAAGAGCUGGACUCGAAGAUUAAAAAUGUCAUCCGGAAUGUGCACACUCUCGUGAAGCAGGUAUCUGGGACGGAGGGAGAUGGAAACAGGGUGCCUUCAGGUGAUUUUUCCAGAGAGCUGGCUGAAGCUGGGCGCAUGAUGAGGGAAAUGAGGACCCGCAACUUCGGGAAGCAGCUGAGGGAGGCUGAAGCUGAGAGAAGAGAGGCUCAGCAGUUGCUGAAUCAGAUAAGGAGCUGGCCGGAAAACCACCAGGUGGAGAACAAUGGAUUGGCGAAGAAUAUACGAGAUGCUUUAAAUGAUUAUGAAGCCAAACUCAGUGGCCUCCGUGCUGCUCUACAGGAGGCCAGCGCCCAAGCAAAGCAGGCCACCGGCCUCAACCGAGAAAAUGAGAGGGCUUUGGAAUCCAUCAAGAGACAAGUUAAAGAAAUGAAUUCCCUCCAGAGUGACUUCACCAAGCGUCUAGCCACAGCAGAUUCUUCCUUAAUGCAAACUAAUAUUGUCCUGCAAUUGAUGAAGAAAAGCCAUGAGGAGUAUGAAAAAUUAGCUGUCACUUUAAAUGAAGCCAGACACGAACUAAGUGACAAAGUGAGAGAACUUUCCAGAUCGGUCAGCAGAGCACCUCUGGUGGGGGAGGCAGAGAGGCACGCGCAGUCCCUCCAGGAGCUGGCCACGCAGCUGGAGGAGAUCAAGAGGAACGCCAGUGGGGAUGAGCUGGUGCGCUGUGCCGUGGACGCUGCCACCGCCUACGAGAACAUCCUCAACGCCAUCAAAGCGGCCGAGGAUGCAGCCGACAAGGCCACCACUGCAUCUGAGGCUGCUCUCCAGACAGUAAUAAAGGAAGAUCUUCCAAGAAAAGCGAAAACUCUGAGUUCCAGCAGCGAUAAACUGUUAAACGAAGCCAAGAUAACACAGCAGAAGCUACAGCAAGAAAUCAGCCCAGCUCUCAACAACCUGCAGCAAACACUGAAAACUAUGACCAUUCAGAGAGGCCUGAUAGACACCAAUCUCACCAGCAUCCGAGGUGAUCUUCAUGGAAUACAGAGAGAUGACAUCGAUGGCAUAAUCAAUAGUGCAAAGAGCCUGGUCAGAAAUGCCAAUGAUAUCACAAAUGAGGUUCUAGAUGGGCUCAACCCCAUUCAGACAGAUGUGGAAAGAAUUAAGGAUACCUAUGGAAGCACCCAGAGCGAAGACUUCAACAAGGCUCUCAGUGAUGCGGAUAAUUCAGUGAAGAAAUUAACCAACAAACUGCCUGAUCUUUUGAGUAAAAUUGAAAGUAUCAACCAACAGCUGUUGCCACUGGGCAACAUCUCUGACAAUGUGGACCGCAUACGGGAACUAAUUCAGCAGGCCAGAGAUGCCGCAAAUAAGGUCGCUGUCCCCAUGAGAUUCAACGGUAGAUCUGGAGUUGAAGUCCGGCUGCCAAAUGACCUGGAAGACUUGAAAGGAUACACAUCUCUUUCUUUGUUUCUCCAAAGACCUGAAUCAACAGAAAGUGGUGGGACUGAGAAUAUGUUUGUGAUGUACCUCGGAAAUAAAGAUGCCUCCAGGGACUACAUCGGCAUGGCUGUUGUAGACGGCCAGCUCACAUGCGUCUACAACCUGGGAGAGGAUGAGGCUGAACUCCAAGUGGACCAGGCCUUGACCGAAAGCAAAACUCAGGAGGCGGUGAUGGACCGGGUAAAAUUCCAGAGAAUUUAUCAGUUUGCAAGGCUUAAUUACACCCUAAAAGCCACCUCCAGUAAACCAGAAACACAUCAAUUCCAUGACAUGGAUAGUGGGAAUAGCAACACACUUCUCAAUUUGGAUCCUGAAAAUGUCGUGUUCUAUGUUGGAGGUUACCCAUCUGAUUUUAGACCUCCUAGUAGACUGAGAUUCCCUGCAUACAAAGGUUGUAUUGAAUUAGAUGACCUCAAUGAAAAUGUUCUGAGCUUGUACAACUUCAAAAAGACUUUCAAUCUCAACACAACAGAAGUGGAGCCUUGUAGAAGGAGAAAAGAAGAAUCAGACAAAAAUUAUUUUGAAGGUACAGGCUAUGCUCGAGUUCCAACUCAACCAAAUGCCCCCUUCCCCACCUUUGGACAGACAAUUCAGACCACUGUGGACAGAGGUUUGCUGUUUUUUGCAGAAAACAAGGAUCACUUCAUAUCUCUGAAUGUAGAAGACGGCCGACUCAUGGUGCGGUACAAACUGAAUUCAGAGCCGCCUAAAGAAAAAGGAAUCAGAGAGAUCAUAAACGACGGGAAAGAUCAUUUGAUUCUGAUCAAAAUUGGAAAAAUCCAACAACGUAUGUGGAUAAAUGUGGAUACUCAAAGCGUUAAAAUUGAAGAUGAGAUAUUUGAUUUCAGCACAUACUAUCUGGGGGGAAUUCCCAUUUCCAUCAGGGAAAGGUUUAACAUUUCUACACCUGCUUUCCGAGGCUGCAUGAAGAACCUGAAGAAGACCACUGGCGUCGUCAGAUUGAAUGAUACAGUGGGAGUAACAAAAAAGUGCUCAGAAGACUGGAAGCUCGUGCGAUCUGCCUCAUUCUCCAGGGGAGGACAGUUGAGUUUCACCAAUUUGGACUUCCCAUCAUCCAGCCACUUUCAAGCCUCCUUCGGGUUUCAGACCUUUCAACCCAGUGGCAUCUUAUUAAGUCAUCAGACGGGGGCAAGCAGUCUGCAGGUCACCCUGGAAGACGGUCACAUUGAACUGAGCACCAGGGACAGCAGCAGCCCUAUUCUCAUGUCUCCACAGACGUACAUGGAUGGUUUACUGCAUUAUGUGUCUGUAAUAAGUGACAACUCUGGACUCCGGCUCCUCAUUGAUGACCAGCCUCUGAAGAAUAACCAAAGGCUUCGCGGCCUUUCAGAUUUCCAGCAGUCCCUGCGUCUGGGCGGGAGUCAUUUCGAGGGCUGCAUCAGCAAUGUUUUCAUCCAGAGAUCAUCAGAGAGUCCCGAAGUCCUGGAUCUGGCCAGUAAGUCUUCCAAGAGAGAUGUGUCCCUGGGAUUCUGCAGUUUAAACGAACCACCUUUUCUAAUGUUGCUUAAAGGGUCCACAAGGUUUUACAAAGCCAAGACUUUCAGUAUCCACCAGCCGUUGCAGGAUGCACCAGCCAUCUCCCCAAGGAGCUCAAAGGCAUGGGGAGAGGCUCAGUCUUGCCCACCACUUCCCGGAGCCCAGACCAGCCACCGAGCCUUCCGGUUUGGGGACAGUCCCACCAGCCACUUGCUAUUCAUGCUUCCCCAGGAUUUGCUGAAACCCAGGUCACAGUUUGCGGUGGAUGUGCUGACCACGGCGUCCAGAGGGCUCGUGUUUUACACGGGCACUAGGAACUCCUUUAUGGCUCUUUAUCUUUCAAAAGGACGGCUGGUCUUUGCCCUGGGGGCAGAAGGGAGAAAACUGAAGCUCAAAAGCAAAGAGAAGUGCAGUGACGGGAAGUGGCACACGGUGACAUUUGGGCAAGAUGGAGGCAAGGGGCGCUUGGUUGUGGAUGGCCUGAGGACCCGGGAGGGACGUCUGCCUGAAAAUUACACCAUCAGCCUCAGAGCACCAGUUUACCUGGGAUUGGCUCCAUCAGGGAAACCAAAGAGCCUCCCCCAGAACAGCUUUGUGGGCUGCCUGAGGAACUUUCAGUUGGAUCUGAAACCCCUGGAAACCCCUUCUGCAAGUUUUGGGGUGUCUCCUUGCUUGGGCGGCUCUUUAGAGAAAGGCAUUUAUUUCUCCCAAGAAGGAGGUCAUAUCAUCCUAGCUAACUCUGUGUCACUGGGGCCAGAAUUUAAGCUUGUUUUCAGCAUUCGCCCGAGAAGCCUCACUGGAAUUCUCAUUCACAUUGGAAGUCAACCCGGGGAGCACUUAUGUGUUUAUAUGGAAGCAGGAAAGGUCACGGCCUCUGUGAGCAGUGAGGCAGGUGGGGUCUUGACAUCGGUGACACCCAAGCAGGCUCUGUGCGAUGGACAGUGGCACUCGGUGGCAGUCACCAUAAAACAACACAUCCUGCACCUGAAGCUGGACGCAGACGACAGCUACACGGCCGGACGACACCCCUUCCCGCCGGCCCACCCACUGGAGCGUCUGUACAUUGGAGGCGUGCCAGGGAAUCUGAAAACCCCGAAGCUUCCCGUGUGGACAUCCUUUUUUGGCUGCCUGAAGAAUAUUCAAGUCAACCACAUUCCUGUCCCUAUCACUGGAGCCGCAGAAGUUCAGGGUACUGUCAGUCUGAAUGGCUGUCCUGACCACUGACUCAGACUCCCUCACACAGCAAGGAAGUUCAUCUCCAGAAACACUAAUGACCCAGCACCCCUCCCUCUCCCCUCUCAAGGUCGUUCUUAACUUCAGACACCAUCCGAAUGUGUUUAAUAGCAGAUCUCAUUUUUAAUUCCAACCAUGCGUACCCAUCAUUUUGGCAUUCAGUGCUGCGUAUAUAUUUUAAAUCAAAAUCCCAUUUCUUAAAGAGAAUCAACAAAUUGUUACAUGCUUCUGGUAAUACCAUUUUCCACUAAAAGUUCAGUGUCUUUUAAAGAACAUUAUUUUCCACUUGUUAAAAAAAAAAUAAAUAUCUUUCAAAGCACUUUAAAA